Molecule: messenger RNA, 942 nt
Organism: Acanthosepion pharaonis
Lineage: Eukaryota; Metazoa; Mollusca; Cephalopoda; Sepiida; Sepiidae
Source: the annotation of a GenBank genome assembly
AUGAUGAAAUUGCUUAUUUUUCUACUCCCGAUGCUACUUCAUUAUCCAACACUAAACGCAUUUUUCUUCAAAUCAUCAAUUUUGGUUACCAUUGAAAAAUAUUGGUAUAUUGUUGGUGAUUAUGUAGAGAUUUAUUGCCAGACAACAGAUGGAGUCUAUAAUGAUCUCUACUUCAGUGAGUUGGCAUCAGGUAUUCCUUUGAACAGUGAAAAUUAUUCUGUUAAAACCGUAAAUGAAGACACUAUUCAACUUCAGUUGUAUAAUGUUACUGCUGGCAAAUAUAAUUUUAUUUGUCAGAAUAACAAGAGUGAAAAAACACUCUUGAAUAUUGGUGUUGCCUCUUUUGAAGUUGGAUAUCCUCCUGAAAUAAAGAAUAUCUUAUUUGAAAUUAUUGAUUUCAAAGAGCUCAAUGUAUAUAUGAGCCCAAGAAUUAAAGACAUCAAUGAAUAUUGGAAAACUACAUGGAAAUUUAGAGAAGACAUCAUGAAAGAACCAAUGAAUGAUGAAUGCCUUUGUUUAAAUGUAUCACAAAGCUGUCUGUGUAUGAAUCCUUUUUACUGUAAUAUUUCUGAAGAAAAUUGCUUCAAUCCAAACAGAACCUAUCAGUUUACUAUCCUUGGAAGUAAUCACUUUGGAGUUGUCAAUAGAACUUAUAUAAUAAGUCCAAUGAAAGAAGUUGAGAAACUUAAAAAUCUGAAAAAUCUUGUUGGUGUUUCAUCUUUAAGUCUUUCUUGGUCUUGGAAAUUGCAAGGCUUGUGGCCAUCCACUGUUGUUGAAUGCAAAGUGUCUUAUAAACUUCAGACUGAAGAAUGGAAGAGUUAUUUCACAAAUUCCAACAACGUGACACUCAAUAAUUUUGUUCCCAGCAAGAUCUAUACUUGCUCUUCAGUGAGAAAACUUUGUCUUAACAAUGGUGUUGAAAAUGACUGUACUCUCCAAUAA